Colias croceus (clouded yellow) is the source of this 2061-nucleotide messenger RNA. Its product is annotated as cytochrome P450 4C1-like. The record is from RefSeq and is a predicted model, not a curated record. NCBI's taxonomy places the organism in Eukaryota, Metazoa, Arthropoda, Insecta, Lepidoptera, Pieridae. The coding region runs from base 36 to 1526 and encodes 496 amino acids. Gene Ontology annotation, molecular function: oxidoreductase activity, acting on paired donors, with incorporation or reduction of molecular oxygen; iron ion binding; heme binding. The transcript is spliced from 9 exons.
GCAAGGAAAAGGGUCUAAUUAUAGUCAAUUUUAAAAUGCAUCUGUGGUUAUUUUAUUGCGUUUUAGUAUUGUUAUUUAUUUAUUUAUUAAAGAAGCCUUUAUAUCAGCACAUGGCGACAUUAAACGUGUAUACUUCAAAGAAAAAUCUACCGUUUUUUGGCGAUGCGAGAUACUUGUUUGGUGAUCCAGGGAACAUAAUGAAUAUGAUGAUGGAAACGAGUAAAGAGUGUUCUGAAAAAGGUGGUUUGACAAAAUUAUGGCAAGGGCCGUUUCUAUUUUUUUUUUGCACAGAUCCAGUAAAAGCUGAGGCGUUACUUAAACAUCAUCUAGAAAAGGAUGACAUGAUUAAAGUACUUCGCACAUUAACUGGGAACGGCUCGUUAUUCGCACCAGUGCCAAUAUGGAAGCCUCGUCGGAAAGUUAUGGUGUCGGCGCUACAUCCCAAAUUUGUUGCUAACUUCUUUAGCAUCUUUUUGAAUCGGAGCCAGAAGUUGGUCGAUGAGAUCGCACCGACUGUUUCGAGCAAAACUCCCGUCAAAAUAUGGCCUUAUUUGAACUCUUAUAAUUUUGACGUGACGUUGGAAGCUGGAAUGGGAGAGAAAGAAUUCUUACCGGAAGAUAAAGAAAUUGUCCUAAAUUCAAUGUCACAGCUAAAAGAUUAUCUAACUAAGAGGAUAUUCCAAUUUUGGCAGACACCAGAUUUUCUGUUUCGCUUUCAUCCAAACCACAUAAAAGUUGAUAGUUUAAGGAAAAUAGUUUUUUCCAUACUAGACAAGGGAGUAAAUAAGAAAACAAGUGAAGUAUUAAACGAAGACACAUUACUACAGAACAAACUAUCGAUUUUCGAUCUUUUCGUCGCGUUUUCUAGACGAGACGUGGAAUAUAAUGAAGUGGAACUUAGAGAAGAAGUCAUAACCUUGGUAUCAGCUGCUACAGACACUUGUUCGAACGUGCUUGAGUUUGUUUUGAUACUGUUGGCUAAAUACCCUGUGGUGCAGGAGAAAGUUUAUGAAGAAUUACACACGGAGUUUCAUGAACAAAACAUGUUACCCAAAACGAGGGAGGAUCUUUCAAAACUGAAAUAUUUGGAACGCGUUAUCAACGAGGCUCUAAGGCUCUAUCCACCUGCGCCAUUUGUUUUACGAAAAACGAAACGACAAACUACUUUUUCUGAUGGCAUAGUUAUACCAGAAGACGCGAGUAUUCUGGUCUCCCUCUGGGGUCUUCAUAGAAACAAAAAGCAUUGGGGACCAGACGCAGACUGUUUCGAUCCAGACCGCUUCCUGCCAGAACGCUACAGCCGUGUUCCACCGGGAUGUUUCAUACCAUUCUUGUCAGGAUCUAGAAAUUGUCCUGGUUUUGCCUUCGCCAUGAUGUCAGUAAAAACCGUCUUGUCAGUGCUACUCAAGACAUACAGAGUUAAACCAGACGCAGAAAAUGGUCCGAUACCACAGAUUAAGCUAAACUAUGACAUAACAAUUACAGCAGUGGAUAGUAAAAUAGCUUUUGAAAAGAGAUCCUUAUAACGGAGUUGGUUUAUUAUUAUCUAGUCAAUAUUAAGAUAAGUAGUCUUGAAAUGGGGAGUUUGGUUGUAAUAAUUAAGACUGUAAGGCCUAGUUUCACCACUUAUAUUUACUUAUAACCUAUUGAACAUUUUUUGACUGUGUUGUCUUAACUGAUAGAUAAAAAGCGAACAUAUUAUCCAGAAUUUGUAAAAUUAGAAAGCGGUUUGUUUAAGCUGUGACUGUUUAUUAAUAAAAAUGUGGAGGGCUGUGUCUUCUGAUUAAAUAAUUUACUUUUGGAUAUUUUUAAUCAAGUAUUCUGUUUCCUUCGAUACUCUCUGUUUAUGUUUAGUAAAGAUGACGUUUAGACAAAUUGUUAUUUAUUUUGAAGUGAAACUUCUUAAGGCGCGUUGAAAGUAAAAUUUCAAGGUCGCGUCAUGGCAUUACCGUCACGUCAUGGGGUAAAGCGAAAGUUUUAGUAUCCGAGAAUAUUUUCAAAGAAGUUUCACUUCUGACACGUGUGCUCGGCACACACGCUCUUUUUUAUAAGUUUAUAAAA